Messenger RNA from Chenopodium quinoa (quinoa), 2033 nucleotides. RefSeq names its product transcription factor SPATULA-like. Lineage: Eukaryota; Viridiplantae; Streptophyta; Magnoliopsida; Caryophyllales; Amaranthaceae. Gene Ontology annotation, molecular function: protein dimerization activity. The transcript has 8 exons. Gene Ontology annotation, cellular component: nucleus. The record is from RefSeq and is a predicted model, not a curated record. Bases 533 to 1753 code for a protein of 406 amino acids.
UAUUAAUCUUCCUUGGGCAUUAGAUAACUAAUUUAUAUAUUACGGAGUACUUAAAAUAGUACUCAUACAAGUACUUGUACUUCGUAUUUAAUUAGAAAUAUAUGACAAAAUUACAUGUCGAUCAGUAUAAUUAAUGUUACUAUUUCUAAUUUUAAUUCUCUUAUACUAGUAAAACGUUUGAAGGCAGUCGUUAUCUUCUUGCCAAUAUACGAGUAUAAAUUACUGUAGAAGGAUAUUACUGUAAAACCUAAUUAUUUAGAACUGAUUCCUAAUCCAAAUUAGACCCAAAGGUAAACCAAAUAAGAAAAAAUAAAAAUAAAAAAAUAAACGGCCGCCCCCACUUCCGCAAUACAUCGUCACCCAUUUCUGCAUUAAGCUCAAAACUUUGUAUUCCCCUCUAACAAAGUUGCACCUCCUAUUAUACGAAAACACAAAACGUAACUAAGACAAUUUCUAUAAUUGCUUCCUCCAUAACACCACUUCAUUACCCCCAUUCUCAAACCCCCAAACUCCUAAACUCAAAUUCAAAAAAAUGGUAUUCACAAACAAUUCCUCAGCUCCUCCUCAAGAACAACCCGACGAUAUCUCCCUUUUCCUCCGGCAAAUCCUCCACCGUUCAUCUUCAUCAUCAUCACCAAAUCAACCGUUGAUCUCUGCUUCCUCAUCUCCCGCUAUCAUGAGGUCGCAUGCAGCGGAUCAACUCCCUUCUUUUAGUACCCUUUUUAAUAAUAUUUCCGCCGGUCCAUCUGCUGUUUUCUCUGGUUCAGACCGGCUUGCUGUCAACCGGAUCUCUCGUGAAAACGACGUCGUUUUACCUCCUCCUACGACUGGGUUUCCUGUUCCUGCUGGUUCGAAUCUGUCUUCCGAGUCACUUUCCGGUUCGGUUCAGUUAAGAAGCUUCGACAAUAACGAUUUUCCUGAAGAUAAUGACUGCGAAAGCGAGGAAGGAAAUGACGUGGCGGUGGAAGAGGGGGAGACGAAACAACAGCAAUUGCGAAAUCAGUCUAAGAGGAGUAGAGCUGCUGAAGUUCAUAAUUUAUCCGAAAAGAGGAGGAGGAGCAGGAUAAAUGAGAAGAUGAAAGCGUUGCAAAAUUUAAUUCCUAAUUCAAACAAGACAGAUAAGGCAUCAAUGCUGGAUGAAGCGAUUGAAUAUUUGAAACAGCUUCAAUUGCAAGUUCAGAUGCUAUCAAUGAGGAAUGGAGUGAGUUUGCACCCAAUGUGUCUGCCUGGAGGACAAGGGAUUUUGCACCCUUCUCAGCUUUCUCAAAUGGGGAUUGAUUUUGACGAUGCCAGUGGUUCCUAUGACAUGAACAUGACUACUGCACUUAAUACUAUACCAGAAACAUCAAAUACUACAUUAAAUCUGCCCAACCAAUGUACGUCCUCAGUAAGGCCUUCCUUAGCCACUGUUCCUAGUCCCAGCAUUAUUAAUUCAGAGGCCAUGUCGUUCGGUCUUGAAUCAUGUAUUCCUGCUAGCUUUCACCCUUAUCAACCUCGCAAUCCUCCUCAGGCUGUUGGUAGGGAAAGAAGCAUGCCUCAUGAGAGAAUAGGUGUCAAUAAUAUUGAGCCAAAAUCUUUAGGUGCUGUGACUACAUCUACAAGGCUAGGGCACAACUCUGUUCAAGAACGGAUGCAGCAAAAACAUGCGCCACAAGAGACCCAUCUCGAGAAUUUAUCGGGACAGAAUCAGCUGGUUUCUAGUAAUUUUACUGGGUUGUUUGCAGCAACUAGUGGUGCCCAAAUGACAAGCUGACAACUAAGAGAUGAAUGCGGAAAGUCAGUUUAGCAUGACAAACUUAGUCCUAGGUUAACACUUUGACGUGUAUGUAUUUACUCUCCUUUUGUCUUCUGUUGAUAAUUAGCUGUCAUUGUGCCAAUAUUGCUGAUGAACCCUCUACCAUAAAACUUAACAAGAGAAUCAAGUUUCUCUUUCUCCACCUUAUUCUAUGUAAUCUUUUGGGCUAGUCUGAAAAUUAAGGAAUACAUUAUGUAUUUAUGUCACAUGCUUCACACUAGUGAUGUGAUUUAAGCUC